Messenger RNA from Drosophila biarmipes, 642 nucleotides. RefSeq names its product U-Kazal-Dg21.2. NCBI's taxonomy places the organism in Eukaryota, Metazoa, Arthropoda, Insecta, Diptera, Drosophilidae. The transcript is spliced from 2 exons. The record is from RefSeq and is a predicted model, not a curated record. Gene Ontology annotation, molecular function: protein binding. The coding region runs from base 23 to 460 and encodes 145 amino acids.
GAUUCUAUAAUCAGCGAACGAGAUGCACGGAAGCAGCAAACUGAAUUUGACCCCGGCUUUGGCCUUCGCGCUGACUUUCUUGGGAUGCACCCGAGCCCAGGGCCAGGGUGACCUCUUCCGGUGCAAUGUGCAGUACAAGUGCUCGGAUGAGAAGGAGUUGGUCUGGGCCAUGGCCGACGAAAGGUGCCACGUGUUCCACAACAGGUGUCUGCUGAAGGUGGAGCAGUGCGCCCGGAAAAAUAGUGAUAAAUCGGAGUUGAUAGAAACAACCCGGGAAGUCUGCAAGCCACAUUGCACAAAGGUCUGCCCGGAUGUGUACGAUCCCGUGUGUGCGCAAAUCUUCCAGGAGGAGUAUAUAACCUUCAGCAACGAGUGCGAAAUGCGCAACUAUAUUUGCACUAACGAAAGGCCAUACUCCUUCUUUGCGAUUGGCGAAUGCAUAGAGCGACCGGUGGGUUAAGGACCUGUGAUGUUUUUUUUUAUAUUAUUAUUUUAUAGUGGAAACAGAAAAAUUAAUUUUUUUAAUAAAUAUAAUGUUUGCAAAUUAAAGACAAUUCUCACUCUUAGAGGUAGUUCUCAAUCAAAAUGUAUCAUAGUUAAAAGAAGUUAAGUAAAUUGAGUAACUGCCUACUAAAACUGAAA